AAAAAAAAAAAAAAACAAAGGAAAAUGAAAUUAAUUUGGAACUCAACAGUCAAUAGUAAGUAAGUGCAAAAAAAAAAAAAAAAAGAAAGAAAGAAAGAAAGAAAAAGUCAAUAAAAUAAAAUAAGUAAAAUAAAAGCAACCCUAGUCAAGACUCAAGAAUCAAAGAUAAUUCUUUCAUUGGUAGCCUGCUUUUGGACUUCAUCUCUCUCUCAAAGCGAAUCUCCGAUGGCUUCCUCCACUAUGAAUCGAUGGCUGAGGCCUGAGGUUUAUCCGCUCUUCGCAGCCAUGGGGGUUGCUGUGGGGAUCUGCGGAUUCCAGUUGGUUCGCAACAUCUGCAUCAACCCUGAUGUCAGGGUGAGCAAAGAAAACAGAGCUGCAGGAGUAUUGGAGAACUUCACCGAGGGACAAAAGUAUUCUGAGCAUUUUCUAAGGAAAUAUGUUCGCAACAAGUCCCCAGAGAUCAUGCCAUCCAUCAACAGCUUCUUCUCAGAUCCAGAGAAAAAUUAAAAUCUUUUCUUUCUGCAUAUUAAGAUACAAACUUCUAUUGUGAUUUUUCUACUCUAGCUGUGUUUGUGACUGACUCUCGGUUGGAAUGGUUUUGAGGACCUUCCACCUUUGUGUCUCUUGCUCAUCUUGCUCGCGUAUUUGCAGGAUCAACCUCAACAGCAGGAACCGUCCAGGGAUGUAGUUGAAUUGACUCAAAAAUAAGCAUCGAGUGGAUAAUGAAUCUAGUCUUAUUAUGCGAUGAAACAAUAAAUCUUUUUCCACAAAAUAGUAGUGAUACUCUCAUUCCAGACCACUUUUUAAUUGCUUCAACAAAGACAAAUGGUGAAAUGUAUCUCCUCUUUUGGAGAAGCAGUUUGGAGAGUUGGUAGGAAUAGGGCAUCAAUUUCCUUUUCAGAGCUUCAGACAGUUUAUGGAUGAUGUUUUUCCAAAUUUUUUUACAUACUAUCACUUUUAUCAUAUGAUAAAAGUUAUUUCUAUUUAUUAAAUACAAAAGUUUGCUGGCAUUAAAUUAUCAUUUUUGCCAUAUAACAAAA
Molecule: messenger RNA, 1040 nt
Organism: Vitis vinifera (wine grape)
Lineage: Eukaryota; Viridiplantae; Streptophyta; Magnoliopsida; Vitales; Vitaceae
Exons: 3
Coding region: 226-507 (93 amino acids)
Source: RefSeq, a predicted model, not a curated record